UAUCGAUUACGCCACAAUUCUAAACUACACGAAGACAAGGGAGUUAGUCAAAUUCCAAAACCAGUCAUUGCCCAAGAUCCUAACGCUGAAAAUAAUGAUAACAUAGUUGCUUUCAGUCAGGAAGUUCAGUCCCAUUCAGAAGAAACUGAUUUGCUUGCAACAGCUAUCAUUCAUAUUUAUAACAACAAUAGUCAACGAUACAAAUGCCGCGCUGUUUUAGAUUCUGGAUCACAGCUAAACUUCAUUGACCAAAAUUUUGCCAAGAAGUUAGGAUUAAGCUUUUAUCAGAAUGAUUUCUGCAUCACUGGCGUUGGGUCCAUGAACUCCUCAGCAAAGUAUUUUUCAACAACAAUCAUAUCGUCUCAGCUUGGUCCACAUUGCUUCGAUGUUACCUUGCACACAUUACCAGUCAUUGUAUCAGCAUUACCCACCAAAUCGAUAAAUCAAAGUACUCUGAACAUUCCUGAUCACAUCAUAGAAAAGUUGGCGGAUCCUCAGUUUGGCGUCCCAGGCACUAUCGAUAUUCUGUUGGGAGCCGAUAUAUUUUUUGGCAUACUUGGUCCCGGAAAAUGGCCUUUAUCAAAGCAUUCAGCGUUAUACCAAACUGAUUUUGGAUGGAUGAUUGCUGGGAAGCUUCCAAUUCUGUCACACAACAACACAUCAUUGACUACACUAUCCAGUAGCAGCGCUCCCUCAUUAUGCACCUCCGUUGCCAAUUCAAAACGAAUCGAAGAGAACAUGGCUGAAAACAUGUUCAAUUCAACAUAUACUCAAAAUGCUUCUGGAAGGUUCAUAGUCAAAUUACCCUUUAAGCAAGACCCCUAG
Messenger RNA from Myzus persicae (green peach aphid), 825 nucleotides. RefSeq lists its product as uncharacterized. The transcript has a single exon. The record is from RefSeq and is a predicted model, not a curated record. NCBI's taxonomy places the organism in Eukaryota, Metazoa, Arthropoda, Insecta, Hemiptera, Aphididae. The annotation marks the transcript as partial.